AUGGUCACCACAUCGAAGACCAAGCCAUCCCUGGAUGUAUUCAAGCAGAGCUUCCGUGAAUAUCUGCGUGAGAGUAAUGUAGUAAAGGACGAGAUGGAGCUCGAGCAGCUCAUGCAGCUAUUGCACGAGCCUUUGCCCGUCUCAUUUCGCCUUAAUCUACAUUGUCCUGAUGCUUUAAAACUGAAGCUUUUGUUGGCCACGGAAUUGCAAUUUCCACGUGACAAGUAUUUGCAUGGUCAAAUUCCCGUCAAUCCACCCAAGCCUAUCACGUGGUAUCCGCUGAAAAACGUGGCGUGGCAAAUGGAUUGCGGACGUGUUGCGCUCUCCAAAAGUGCACCAAAACAUGAGGAUGUGCGUGCAUUCCACGCAUUUUUGCUAGAGCAGACAGAUCGUGGAAACAUUGAUCGUCAAGAAGCGGUGAGUAUGCUGCCUGUGCUUUUCCUGGAUGUGCGGCGAGGCCACCGUGUAUUAGACAUGUGUGCUUCUCCUGGGUCAAAGACGACGCAGGUUCUCGAUUUUUUGCUCUCGUCAGAAAACAGUACGAGUAAUAAUCAGAGCGGUCUCGUGAUUGCGAAUGAUCUUGACAAGAAGCGCGCGUAUAUGCUAGUGCAUCGCCUUUCGAGAAACACGCUGCGCCGCGCUGUGGUAACUUGUGGUGCGGGCGACACGUUUCCGGGGCUUUAUGAUGCUGAUUUGAAGACAUUGCAAGCUACGAAUGUGAUCGAUCGUGUGUUGUGUGACGUUCCUUGCAGUGGUGACGGCACGCUGCGCAAAAAUCAGGCGUUGUGGAAGGAUUGGCACAUUGGCCAAGGUCUAACGUUGCAUCCGGUUCAGCUGGCGCUGGCCCUUCGUGGUGCAGCGCUACUUAAAGUUGGUGGCAUAAUGCUGCUGGAUGUUUCAGAAAAGUUGCCAGAGCUUGUCGCUCGUCCUGGCAGGAUGAAAUGGCGUGUAGGAUGGCGCUCAAAGUCCAAGUCUACUCACAAGGGUCACCUGUUCAAAAGUGACGACAGCAACAAGAACGACGAUACUCAAAACUUGCACCAGUGGUUUGACAGCUACGACACAAUGGCGCAUGAUCUCCGUGGUAAGCGAGUAACACGAUCCAUGUUUCCGUCUGAAGAUAGGAUUGGUCAGGAACUGCACAAGACACUUCGCCUUAUCCCGACUGACCAGAACUCAGGCGGGUUUUACAUUGCUGUGCUACACAAGGUGGCAGAUUUGCCCGGCGAAGAGGGCCGUCAGGAAGGCCUUGCUUCAUUGGAAGAGUUGCAGGCAACACCACCCGUUGAGUAUGUUUGCAAGCUGUGUGGCGAGGGAGGGCAUUUUUUAAAGAGUUGCAAAAACUUCUUAUCUGAUACGGAGUUCGUUACCGUGACCUCGUCGUCAAAGCCACAGAUGAAGAAGCGCCGUACUAUCGAGUCGGCAGACGCUGCAAGUGGUGUACAGAAGAAGACUGAAAAGAAGCGCGAGACGGUCUAUCGCCAUGUUGGAGACAAUGUAUGGCAGCAAUUGCGAGAUUUUUAUGGCCUAGAGGAUGCAAACUUAAGGAAGCGCUUGUGGUGCCGUUCGAAUACAGCUGCUACCGUGAAUUAUGUCGACAAGGAAAUCUCUGACGCCUGCUUGGGUGGUGAUGCCUUAGAUAUUGUUAACACGGGCUUGAAAGUGUUCACCAAGGUUAUUGAGUGUGGCGAGGUGUAUUACCGCCCCUCGGAAGAGAGUCUCGGUUUUUUUGACAACUUUUUCACCAAGCGGCGGAUAGAUAUCACUGCUGACGAUAUCUCCAGUCUCCUGAAACACGCAGAGCAGCAUGUGGCGUUUGGUUCACUGUCGUCGUAUUCGCAAAAGUCACUAGAUAGGUUGCCGGUGGGUCCUGCAGUUAUUCGAGUUCAAAAUCACGAGCAAAUUCGAAUGAACAUUUGGAUCGGUAAAGGAUCAAUUUUGCCCCGCGUGUCGAAAGUCAUGCGAAAAGAGGUUGAAGAUGCGCUCAAGGCGUGCAUUUCAAGAUAA
Messenger RNA from Peronospora belbahrii, 2007 nucleotides. The record is from the annotation of a GenBank genome assembly. Lineage: Eukaryota; Oomycota; Peronosporomycetes; Peronosporales; Peronosporaceae.